CAGAAGAAAAGGGUUGUGUUCUACUCUUUUCUUUCUUUUAUUCUUCCUGCUGUUUUAUUCUUGUAAAGAGAGACUGGUGAAGAAGAAGAUGGUGAAGUUUGAAUGGAACCCAUUUUCAGUUUUUAAACAAAAUCAUGUUGUUGUGAAGUUUGUUACCAUUUCGCUUCUUUAUCUAUCAGUUGUUGCUUUUCAUUCGUUAUACUCUUAUUAUUUUCAAGUUAUUCCUUUUCUUGAAGCUCCUGUGAAUAAUGGUGCUGAGAUUCAAGCGCAGAACCCUCAACAUCAGGUUCCUCCAAAAGGUAACCAUCUUAGUAGAGCUCAGUACUUUUAUGGCCUAAUGGGGUUUUGUUUUGGCUUUACGCUUACUUGAUGUCUGCACCAUUUUGAAGGUCAUUUAAAUGAGAUCUACAAUUUCAGUUGAUUAAGAUAAUGGUAAGUUUUUCUAAUUCAGGAAACUGAUUGCGGUUUCUUAUAGUUUAUGUGUACUAAUGCAACAUUCAGGAAACUGUGAUCUUUUUGUUGGAGAUUGGGUGCCAGAUCCAUUAGGUCCAGUUUACAGUAAUGAGAGCUGCCAUGUAAUUAUACCUGGUCAGAAUUGUAUGAAGAAUGGAAGGCCGGAUUCAGGGUACCUAUAUUAGAGAUGGAAGCCACGGGAUUGUGAGAUACCACGGUUUAAUGCGCAGAGAUUUUUUGAGAUGAUGCGGGAUAAAUCAUGGGGAUUCAUUGGUGAUUCAAUUUUUUUUGAGAUGAUGCGGGAUAAAUCAUGGGGAUUCAUUGGUGAUUCAAUUGCUCACAACCAUGUGCAAUCAUUGUUCUGCAUUCUCUCUGAGGUGGAAGCAGCAGAUGAAGUUUACCACGACGGGGAAGGCAGACCAAUAAGAUGGUACUUCCCCUCGUAUAACUUCACUCUCGCUGUUAUCUGGUCUCCUCUCCUUCUUAAAGCAGCUAUAUCCGAAGAUACGCACGGAGUAGCAAGCAUUGACAUGCAGUUACAUCUCGAUAAACUCGAUGAGCAGUGGAUACACGAGUAUCAGAAUUUCAACUAUGUUACAAUUUCUGGUGGGAAAUGGUUUCUCAAAACCGCGAUAUAUCAUUACAAUGAUACAAUCGUAGGUUGCCAUUACUGUUCAUCUCAUAGCAACUUGACAGAAUUCGGGUAUGACAAGGCUUACCGUCAAGCCGUUAAGCUGGUUUUUAACUUCAUCAUCAAGUCCCACCACAGUGCUGUAGUUUUCUUCAGGACAACAACUCCGUCUCACUUCGAGAAUGGAGAAUGGUUUAGUGGAGGGACUUGCAAUCGAACAAUGCCAUAUAAAGAAGGUGAGGUAAGGGUGGACAAUGUUGAUUCUGUAAUGCAUGACAUCGAGCUAGAGGAAUUCGACCGUGCAGUAACUAAUUCGGGAUUCAAAACACGAGUGAAACUGAAACUGUUGGAUACUAUGCAGCUUUCAUCACUCAGACCAGAUGGGCAUCCUGGUCCGUAUAUUCACUUCUACCCGUUCGCGAAAGAUGAUAAAGCCAUAGUUCAAAAUGAUUGCCUGCACUGGUGUUUGCCUGGACCGAUCGAUUCUUGGAACGAUUUAGUCAUGGAGAUGUUGACGCAUGUUGUAGUUGCAGGAAAUCCUACAACCACACCCUUGAUGAAAUCUUAAUAACAAUUUAAGUAAUCGUCUUAAAUUUCAUACAUUCAUUCAUAAAAUCUUUAAUAUGGUUA
Papaver somniferum (opium poppy) is the source of this 1714-nucleotide messenger RNA. RefSeq names its product protein trichome birefringence-like 26. Gene Ontology annotation, cellular component: Golgi apparatus. The transcript has 2 exons. The coding region runs from base 696 to 1652 and encodes 318 amino acids. Gene Ontology annotation, molecular function: O-acetyltransferase activity. The record is from RefSeq and is a predicted model, not a curated record. NCBI's taxonomy places the organism in Eukaryota, Viridiplantae, Streptophyta, Magnoliopsida, Ranunculales, Papaveraceae.